AUCAUGUACGCAAUGGACACCUUCAUUAGUCUAAAGCUAGCUUGAAAGCAACCUCUCAUUCUCAAAUGGCAGGCCAUUUGGUCAAAUGCCCCACCUUCAUUAAGAAAACUAUAACUGCAUUUCUUCUACCAGAUUUUGAUUUUUUUUUUUUUUUUAAUUUGGGGAUCUUGAGGCUUUUAAGUAUAUAUCAUAUAUGUUCACUAUAAUCUUCAUACAGAAUGCCGUUGGUGGUUGAGCUAUCCAUCCUUCCCUGAACUACCUACCAUUAAUUAGAUACAUGAUUCCAGCUUUGUUGCAGCUAAUAUACAAAGUUUUAGAGCUCUGGUUUCUCCAUUCUUCAGGUUUAAAUUUCCCUCUGAAUCAGUCUCUUUAUUAUUCAUACCUAACCAAAGACGUGUUGGGGUUUGUUUCCAUUUCAGCAUUUGUUUUUCUUUGGAGGGUCAACCAGUUCAGCUUCUUAUAGACUCUUGUCGAUAUUUAGUACACCAAUCUUUCUUCAUCGUACCAAAAAGAGGAACAAAGGAAAAUGGAUAGAGUACAGAUAGAUAAGGAGAGAUUGACGGCGGAGAUGGCGUUUAAAGACUCGUCCUCUGCCGUUAUCAGAAUUCGACAAGGGUUGCCCGAUUUUUUACAUUCCGUGAAGCUUAAGUACGUAAAAUUAGGCUAUGGGUACUCGUGCAAUUUAUCCACAAUUCUCAUGUUUGUUCUCAUAGUACCUUUGUCCAUAGCCACUCUGGUUCAGCUUACAGGUUUACUUGAGCGGGUUCAUGAGUUAUUUUCUAACCAGAAUCUUCAACUCAACAGCUUUGACGCAGCCAUCCAAGUUGCCAUUUCUGUUACACUAGUAUUUCUCUCGGCCUUUUACUUAUCCAAGCGUUCCAGGUCGGUUUACCUCGUGGAUUUCUCGUGUUACAAACCGGAAGAUGAACGUAAAAUGUCGGUGGAAUCAUUCUUGAAAAUGAGCGAAGAGAGCGGUGCCUUCGAAGAAGAAACACUGCAGUUUCAGCGGCGUGUAGCGAGCAGGUCGAGUGUUGGAGAUGAAACAUAUUUACCGAGAGGAAUAACAUCAAGACCACCAAAUCUUUGCAUGAAAGAAGCCCGGGCGGAGGCUGAAGCCGUCAUGUUCGGUGCACUGGAUUCCCUUUUUCACAAAACCGGUGUUAAACCGAGCGAUAUUGGGAUUCUUAUUGUCAAUUGCAGUUUAUUCAACCCAACCCCUUCUCUUUCUUCCAUGAUCGUGAAUCAUUACAAGCUCAGAACUGACAUCAAAAGCUACAAUCUUGGCGGCAUGGGUUGCAGCGCAGGUCUUAUAUCUAUCGAUCUAGCAAGAAACCUUCUUAAAACAAACCCAAACACGUAUGCAAUUGUUCUAAGUACCGAAAACAUCACUUUAAAUUGGUAUUUCGGCAAUGACAGAUCCAUGCUGCUAUGCAAUUGUCUGUUCCGCAUGGGCGGUGCUGCCAUUCUUUUAUCAAACAAGGCUCACGACCGGUCCCGUUCCAAAUACGAGCUGGUUCAUUUAGUUCGGACUCAUAAAGGCGCUGAUGAUAAAAACUACAAUUGCGUUUAUCAAAGAGAAGAUGAUAAAGGAACAGUUGGUGUUUCACUUGCAAGAGAAUUAAUGGCUGUAGCUGGAGAUGCAUUAAAGACCAACAUAACUACUCUGGGUCCUCUCGUGUUGCCACUGAAAGAGCAAUUUAUGUUCUUUGUCACGCUUGUUCGUAAAAAAGUUUUCAAAGCUAAAGUUAAGCCUUAUAUACCUGAUUUCAAGCUUGCUUUUGAACAUUUUUGUAUUCAUGCGGGUGGUAGAGGGGUUUUGGACGAGUUACAAAAGAAUUUGCAACUCAGUGAUUGGCACAUGGAACCCUCAAGAAUGACUCUGCACAGAUUUGGCAACACAUCUAGUAGCUCACUGUGGUAUGAGUUGGCUUACACAGAAGCCAAGGGGCGGGUUAAUGGCGGAGACAGGGUUUGGCAGAUUGCAUUCGGUUCCGGUUUCAAAUGUAACAGUGCUGUUUGGAGAUCGCUGAAAGGAGUUCCGGAGGGUGAGUGGCGGGGUAACCCGUGGGUUGAGUCCAUUGGCAAGUAUCCAGUUAAGAUUCCUGCGGCUUGAAUGCCUACGUACGUGUCUAUAAAUGACCAAGUGACGUGGCUGUAUUAUGUGUGCUUUUGUUUAGUCUCGGAAGGAGACUGACUUUCUAGAACUACAUGUAAAACUCCUGCCCAUGAAUGAAUUGGUAGGAAUUUAUUAAGUAAUAAAUUAUAUUUAAUAAUUUUGUACA
Messenger RNA from Mangifera indica (mango), 2282 nucleotides. RefSeq names its product 3-ketoacyl-CoA synthase 1-like. The transcript has a single exon. The record is from RefSeq and is a predicted model, not a curated record. Gene Ontology annotation, molecular function: acyltransferase activity, transferring groups other than amino-acyl groups. Gene Ontology annotation, biological process: fatty acid biosynthetic process. Lineage: Eukaryota; Viridiplantae; Streptophyta; Magnoliopsida; Sapindales; Anacardiaceae. The coding region runs from base 527 to 2113 and encodes 528 amino acids. Gene Ontology annotation, cellular component: membrane.